Molecule: messenger RNA, 873 nt
Organism: Gloeophyllum trabeum ATCC 11539
Lineage: Eukaryota; Fungi; Basidiomycota; Agaricomycetes; Gloeophyllales; Gloeophyllaceae
Exons: 7
Coding region: 26-760 (244 amino acids)
Biological process (GO): poly(A)+ mRNA export from nucleus
Cellular component (GO): nucleus
Source: RefSeq, a predicted model, not a curated record
CCUUCUCCUGCUCACUCCCGUCGACAUGGACUCGAAACUGAAAGCGCUCAAGGUCGUAGACCUCAAGGACAUCCUCCAGAAAGCGUCCGUGCCACUGCCUUCAAAAGCUAACAAGGCCGAUCUCAUAGCUGCCAUUCAAGCGAACCCCGCCGCUGUCGCAGAGUUCGAGAAGCGCACAGGCGCGUCUUCCAAGCCGGUUACCGCGUCGCCUGCCCCUGCUUCAAGCUCUACAACCGCGAAAGCCUCCACGGCCUCUGCAGCUCAGCUCAGUGCCCCCGCCCCGUCUUCCAAGCCAGCCUCAAAAGCAGCACCCGCUGCAGCUUCCACAAGCCAGCCCCAGUCUUCCUCAGCUCCCGCGACUGCCGCUAAGCCAGAUGCAAAUGCUUCGACGGAACAGAGCAAGUCGGAUGCACAAGCCAAAGCUCCUGAAGAUGAAGAGGCUGAGAAGCGAAAAGCACGAGCAGCCCGCUUUGGCCUGCCAGUAGAGGAAAACCCCGCCGAAAAGCCAGCACCUCCAGUUAGUAAGAGGGGGAACAAAACGUCCGCUGCUAAGACGGACGCGCCACCAGACGAUCCUGAAAAGCUGCAAGCCCGUGCUGCCCGCUUCGGUACAGCGGUGCAAAAUAACGGCGCAUCGACUAAGACGACAGGGCAGAAGCGGCCAGCGCCUGCUGAAGAUGUGGACCCGGAAGAGCUGGAGAAGAGAAAGAAACGAGCUGAGAGAUUCGGCAUUCCUUUCGUGGGGGACACGAAGGCAUGAGUUUUGAUGGGUCGACGCUGACGUUCUGUAUUGCUCUGUAUUUAUGCGUAGUAUUCGAGUCAUAUAUCCCCAUUGUUGUGACACUUUAUGACACGAACUGCCUUUGCUUGGUC